AUGUUACCAGAUCUAAUGAUAUCCUUUGUUUUGCAGCGUCUGUGCACCAACGAUCGCGUGUGUGGGCGCGGCCAGUUCUGCGACCAGCACUACGGCGUGUGUCGGGACCACGUGACGGAGGGACACGAGUGUCGUCGGGACGCCAUGUGUGAGGGCGGAUACGCCUGCAUGUUCGGCCUGUGCCAAAAGCGCAUCAAGCGUGGGCGUGAGGGCGCCAGGUGCCGCAAGGAGCGGGAUUGUGGAGCAGGGAUGUGCUGCGCCCGUCGCCAUGGAGAGCAGGUGUGUCAGCGGCGUGUGCCGUUGGGCCACAAGUGCUACGUCCCUGAGGGCGGCCUCGACUACUCCAUGAACCAGCUUUGUCCGUGCGAGAGCGGCCUUGUGUGCAAAUACACGGCUCAACAGCCUCCUUCCAGGCACCAGCUCAUGGCCCUCAUGUCGGCGUACGAGGACAUGCGCUGCGCAGCGCCCUCGCACCGCGUCGACUGA
Penaeus vannamei (Pacific white shrimp) is the source of this 486-nucleotide messenger RNA. The record is from RefSeq and is a predicted model, not a curated record. Lineage: Eukaryota; Metazoa; Arthropoda; Malacostraca; Decapoda; Penaeidae.